Messenger RNA from Caenorhabditis remanei, 1101 nucleotides. RefSeq lists its product as uncharacterized. The record is from RefSeq and is a predicted model, not a curated record. The transcript is spliced from 7 exons. Bases 1 to 1101 code for a protein of 366 amino acids. Gene Ontology annotation, molecular function: protein methylesterase activity. Gene Ontology annotation, biological process: protein demethylation. Lineage: Eukaryota; Metazoa; Nematoda; Chromadorea; Rhabditida; Rhabditidae.
AUGUCAGAUGAUGAAAUUGAUAUGCUUCCAGACCUUAAUUCAGUUAUGGCGACAACGCCUCAUAGACCGAACAAACUUCUCCGGCAAGCUGUAACUCAUGGCAGACCUCCUCCGGUACCGUCCUCAAACGGUAUUGUUUCCGGAAAAAGAAGAGAAAUGUCAGAACUUCCGUGGUCGGACUUCUUCGAUGACAAAAGGGAAGUCAAUAUUGAUGGCGACGUAUUCAACGUUUAUUUGAAAGGUGACGAAGGACCGAUUUUCUACUUACUUCAUGGCGGAGGAUAUUCAGGCCUCACGUGGGCUUGCUUUGCAAAAGAACUUUGCACACUCGUUACAUGCAGAGUCAUCGCUCCAGAUUUGAGAGGUCACGGUGAUACCCGAUGUGCUGAUGAACACGAUCUUUCAAAGGAAACCCAAAUCAAAGAUAUCAGUGCAAUUUUCAACAAAGUAUAUGGGGAUACUGAUGAAUCGGUAUGUAUCGUUGGUCACAGUAUGGGCGGAGCACUGGCAGUUCAUACUCUCAAUGCCAAAGCGAUUUCCGCGAAAGUGGCUGCUCUAAUUGUGAUUGAUGUUGUUGAAGGAUCAGCAAUGGAAGCUCUAGGAGGGAUGGUACACUUCUUGCAUUCCCGGCCAUCUUCGUUUGAUUCCGUCGAAAAAGCGAUUCGUUGGUGCCUUUCUUCCGGAACUGCAAAAAAUCCAAUGGCUGCUCGAGUUUCAAUGCCUUCACAGAUUCGGGAAGUGUCUGAAAGCGAGUAUACAUGGCGGAUUGAUCUCACGACAACCGAACAAUACUGGAAAGGAUGGUUCGAAGGAUUGUCCCGGGAAUUCUUAGGAUGUGCGGUUCCAAAGUUGUUGGUGUUGGCGGGAGUGGAUAGACUCGACAAAGAUCUGACGAUUGGUCAAAUGCAAGGAAAGUUCCAAACCUGUGUUCUUCCAAAAGUUGGACAUUGUGUACAGGAAGAUAGCCCCGAGAAGUUGGCCGAUGAAAUUGGGCGUUUUGCUUGCCGUCAUAGGAUUGCCCAGCCGAAUCUUAAGUUUUCUCCCCUCGCUUCUCCACCUGACCCAGCAAUUCUUCAAUAUGAAAGACGUCAUCAUCACUAA